This is a messenger RNA of Schistosoma curassoni, 2306 nucleotides long. NCBI's taxonomy places the organism in Eukaryota, Metazoa, Platyhelminthes, Trematoda, Strigeidida, Schistosomatidae. The record is from the annotation of a GenBank genome assembly.
AGUAUUACACAGGCGCCUAAAUACUGUCCAACGUUACUUAAUGUAGAUGUAAAGUUAGUUUUCUGUACAUUUUAAGUAUGGAGGCCGAUCAAUAUAAUGGGAAGACUGUACUUGUUAUUAACCAUACACACAUGGUUAGCUGUUUCGCCGGAGAUGAAUUAAACUUGGAUGCCGGAGUUAAAUUUGUAAACACAAAAGUGAUAUUUCAGAAGUCAAUUUGGAGCAACCUUGUUGAAGCCGUUAUACAGUACUGUCGUGUUGUAUUUGAUAUAUUUUCUACCGAAAAACCUAUAUCUAUAGUAACCUUUGAUGAUGAGGAAAAGAUUCACUCCAUAUGGCUAAAUGAGGAUCAAAAUUUGGAUACAAUAUGGAACAUAUUUUCUCAGGAAGGUCCACCGAAGAUCUCUUCACUCAAUUUUCUUGAACGUGGUUUACUUCCAGGUUUAUCUUCAGCCUCUCAUCUCUUACAAAUGCUAACGCCACGUCAGAAGGAAAUUAAUUCUGGCGAGAACAAAGGCAGAGUAGUUGUCUUAAGCAUGUCUAUGGGUAAUAAAGUUUUGUCUUGGAUUCCGGAUAUUUUAUCGUCUUUAGAGAAGCCUAUCGACACACCCGAUCAUAUGGAUGUUACUUCAAGUGAAUGGGUUUUUGUUGACCUGUUUCCAGCUUCUGAAUUUUCAGCAGAUCUAAAUGGACUAUACCCUGAGCAAUUAGAGCUACCUAAUAAUAUAGGUCCGAAUGCCCGACAUCGUUUUUUCUAUCAUAAACUUCUAGCUACCAGCCAUGAGUUGUAUCAGGGUUUAAUGCGUCUUGCAGAAUGUCAUUACAAUCUUUCAAGUACACUUGUUCAAGAUAUUCCCAUGAAGGAGGAAGCUAAUGUUAAUUCUGGUAGUUCAAUGUAUGGCGUCGAAAUUCUGCAUCGAGCUGAGGUACACGACAUGUUAAAACGUCGGGGUAUUUACGAGAAAUUAUUAGUACGUACAGAUAGUGAAAACAAUAAGUCCAUAUCACGACCACACUCUGGAUUUUCGAAAACUUUGGGCAUAAAAUGGGUUACGCCGAAGACCUCGGAUACUAAUUUUCUGCGCUUUGCUGUCGCAACAUACAGAGUAACUUUAGCAGAUGUUUGCCAUAGAGCAUCUACUUGCUUAGCUCAAUUUGUUUUAGGAGGUCGGUCUGUUGCGUUGGCUCAUCGUCUACAGUCUUCAUUCCCAGCGUUACCUAAUGAUUCUAACUUAUUAACAUCUUGUUCAACGGAUGAAGCUCUUCUACUCACUUGUCAUGGAUCCGUAAUGUAUAUACAUGUUUUAGGAACAAUUUUCCCAAUGACUCAUCCCCAGAAUAUUCCUUUAACUUCUAAUCCUAAUUUGACCCCGGGAGAUUAUCGUAUACAAGCCUUCAUUGAUCAAAUCUUACGCCCUUCUCGUCUGGCUCCGGCAUCAGCUAGAUUAAAUUAUUCAGUGUUUCCCAAAGAACGAGCCCAACAACAUAUUGAACGUCAAACACGGUAUUGGCCACUUAUGGAAUCUCAAACAUUACUGGACAAAACUAAGCUAGCUGCUCCAAUAUUUGAAAAUUUACCAAAAGAAUACCUUGAACCUAGUGAAAUAUCUGCCUGUGAAGAAUCUAUAGUGAAUGUUGUAAACUCUAUUAAACAGUACGUUUGCCUGUCCGAUUCUAGAAAGAACUCUUCUAAAAGAGGAUCAUCAUCUGGAACUUUGCCUGUUGCACCUGUACUUCAAGCAGAAGCAAUUGUAAUGGCAACUGAAUUCGAUUAUAUUCUUUCCUUAUAUAGUGAUAUAUCAACUGAACAUGAACAAAUUCGAAAUUAUUGGAUACGAACUAUAAGUUCAUCAAAAACGAAUGACACAUUAAAUGGACUAAAUCGUUUGUCAAGUGAAAAUGACUUUAAUUCAUUAAAUCUUACAGAAAUGAUUCGUCUAGCUAAAACAAUAGCAUAUGAUCAAACGAAUAUUGUUAAUUCUACCAUUCCUUUAGCACUUAUAAAAAUUAUGAAAAGUUUAACAGUUCUAUGUGAACGUCUCCAUAGGCAUACAGAUUCUCAUGAUUCCAAAUGUAUCACUACGCAAAUAAAUCAAAAAUCUGCAUGUAACCCGGUGCAAUCGCCCAAGAUGAUGGCAAUAGUUGAACCUGCUGAUCGAACAAAUUUCAUUGAUCGUUUAAAAUCUGCAAAACGUCGACGUGUACAAACGCAGAAAUUAGAUUUUGUUGGUGUACUUACUGCAGAUUCUAAAGGUUUAUGUCAAUUGUACAAAGGUUUAAAAGAUAAAGAAAAAUCUAAUGUUUAG